Molecule: messenger RNA, 642 nt
Organism: Thalassophryne amazonica
Lineage: Eukaryota; Metazoa; Chordata; Actinopteri; Batrachoidiformes; Batrachoididae
Gene: dtx3la
Product: deltex E3 ubiquitin ligase 3L1
Exons: 5
Coding region: 131-631 (166 amino acids)
Biological process (GO): Notch signaling pathway; protein ubiquitination
Source: RefSeq, a predicted model, not a curated record
CUCUCUCUUUGUCUCUCUCUGUUGAUUAUCGGUUCAAAGCUGACCGGUCAACAUCAGCUGUGAGGCAGCGUAGGAGACGAGGAGGGAGACGAGAAGAAUAACUCCCAGAGAAAACCCUUUCAGCAGGAAUAUGGGCUCUGGUCAGAGCAGCGAAACGCUGCACCUUAACCGUUACCUGAACGGGAAAGGUCCUGCAUCACUGGAACAUCAAGCUGAAGAUGGUGCAGCUGGGGUGGACACAGUAGUGAACGGAAAGAUGACCUGGGAGGUCCUGCACACAGAUCUUCCAGGCUUCCCUAAUGAUGACACGCUGCAGAUCAAUUAUGAGCUCCCUGAUGGUAUCCAAACGAAGAAACACCCUCACCCUGGACAGCCCUAUGGAGGGCUCCAGCUGUGUGCCUACCUGCCAGAGAACCGAGAGGGCAGGCACCUUCUAAAGCUGCUGGAAAAAGCCUUCAGGCAGGAGCUCCUCUUCACUGUCAUCACAAACACUAAAGGACAGGAUGUGAUGACCACAACAUCCAUUCCCCUCAAAACACAACGAAGCAAAGGGAACACCAUUGAAAGCUAUCCAGACCAGGACUACUUGAAGACGCUGAGAAAAAUACUUAAAGAGAAAGGCAUCAAGUAGAACCAAACAGC